Octopus bimaculoides (California two-spot octopus) is the source of this 835-nucleotide messenger RNA. Its product is annotated as inter-alpha-trypsin inhibitor heavy chain H4. NCBI's taxonomy places the organism in Eukaryota, Metazoa, Mollusca, Cephalopoda, Octopoda, Octopodidae. The record is from RefSeq and is a predicted model, not a curated record.
GUCUUCACAGAUUAACACCUCGGAAACUCAAGAAAGCAAAGUCAAGCAUAAUGUUGCAUAAAAGAAUACGUCUUACCUCGCCAACCUUGACUUCUUCAGCAAAAGAAAUGAAGGAUAUUUUACCAAAUAUUCCAGGUAUCUUCAUCAAACCAUUCUCUUGUAGUAACAACCUCUGUCUCACACACCAUGUUGCCUGCCAAGUAUCGACCAGUAUUUUACUGUUGGCCAACUUUCAAGCAAAUUUAUUUGUUCAUGCAUUUGUGAGGAGAAGUGCACAGAGCAACUGCUUGGAUACCAUCAACCGCGUGAUCUUAAAAAGGAAGCGUCGUCUUCUGUUUGAAGUGACUGCUGACAGAUUGGUGAAGCAUGGUAAAGAAGUAGACAUCUCUAACAGAACUGAAAUCAACCUUAAUCUGAAGAAUUUCCUGUCGAUGAAAGUGUUCAAGACAAAGAAGACGGCAUUUUCUGAAACCUUUCUCUCGCUUCACUUUACCACUCUGAAGAAGAUAACAAGAGCAAGAGGCAUUCUGAAAAAAUAUAUUGCCAAAUCUGCCUGUCCACAUGACGUGAAGAAUGUUUUACCAAAGUUCAGAGUGAACACCAAUAAUCCAGAACUUAACCAAUGUUACUUCACAACUUAAUUACUUUUGCUUUGACUCUCCAGAAAUAUUUCAUCUACAUAUUUGAGGAACAAAUAAACUUGUGUGCAAAACGUCAACAAAAUAGAAGACAUUUUGUUUUUAUUUGUCCUAAUUUUUAAAGUGAGUACUGCCUAAAUAAUCAAAUAUCCUCAAAUUAUUUUCGUAACCUUCAUAAAUAAAAUACAUUAAUCCAU